Messenger RNA from Tetrapisispora phaffii CBS 4417, 2697 nucleotides. RefSeq lists its product as uncharacterized. The record is from RefSeq and is a predicted model, not a curated record. Gene Ontology annotation, biological process: macroautophagy. Lineage: Eukaryota; Fungi; Ascomycota; Saccharomycetes; Saccharomycetales; Saccharomycetaceae. Gene Ontology annotation, cellular component: fungal-type vacuole membrane. The coding region runs from base 1 to 2697 and encodes 898 amino acids. The transcript has a single exon.
AUGACGAAACACUUUGGUUCAAAAUUAGUAAAUUAUAUCCUCAUAUUUCUCUUUUUGCUAUCGACUGCUGUAACAUCAACAACUAAUGAUGGAUCAGAAUUGUCUUUUACUACUGUCAUAGAUAUAUUAUCACAGAAUGCUGAAUUUUCAACAUUUCUGCUAUUAAUUCAAAAAACUGGUAACGUGCCAUAUCUUAAUGAUAUAAGUGAUUUUACUUUAUUUGCUCCAAUAAAUUCUGCUUUUACAGAUUUACAAAUUAAUUACAUUGAGCAGUUAAAUGAUAAAUCAAAUACUGUAGACGUUUUAAAAGAAAAAUUAAAUUUCGAUAUUGAAAAUUAUUUGUUGCAUAAUUUUCUUUUGAAUACAAAUAAUUUAGAUAAAAAAAAUAACAAUAUUUUCAAAUAUAUUAACGUAUUCGAUAAUUUAAACUAUUCAAAUAAAUUUCCAUAUUUAUUCAAGAAAAAUGCUAAUGAGGAACCUGCUUACAGUAUUAAUGAUAUUAAAAUUGUAGACCAAAACCUAAAACCAAAUUUUCAAAAUGCAAUUAUUCAAGGUAUCACAAGUACCAUAAAUAUACCACUUAAUGUAACAGAAACUAUAGAGGGGUUAAAGGAAAAAAAUGUGGAUAAAGAAAAAUCUUUAAAAAGUUUUGAAUAUGAUUCAAUGUUACAAUUUUUCCAACAAAAAAUAGAUGAACCAAAAUUAUUGAAUAUUAUCGAAAAUAAUACCUUGCUAAUUCCCAGUGAUAAAAAUUUUUUAAAGACUUUCAACUCAAUCGAAACUAAUUACUUACUUGAUAAAUUUCAGAAAUUAUCUAAUAACUCGAAAUUGAAUUCAAUGAUAAAGAAAAAUUGGUUGAGUGAUAGAGAAAUGUUUAUUAAGAAUUUAGUCCUAAGGGGAAUAAUUGGAGGAAAUAAUUUAUAUUCAAGGUUAAAAGAAUUUAAAAACUCACAUCAUUUGACUGAAAAUCUGAAUCAUGCAAAAUUUAACCUCACUAGUAAUGAAUAUGGUUCGAUUAUUAAUAUUAAUAAUUCAUCGUCUUAUAAAUCAAAUAUAUUGUUUAAUAAUGGUAUUUUGCAUACGUAUAAUGACCUAGAUUUUAUUGGUGAUAAUGUUACUUUCAAUACCGAGAAAUAUUUACAUGGUUUGAAUAAAACUGAAUUUGUUGAAGAAUUAUACCUAAGAAAUUUACAGCAUCUCAUAUUAGAUGAAAAUAAUAACAAUAACAUGACAAUUUUUAUUCCAGAAUCCAAUAUGUUUGGUUUUACAAAAUCAAGUAUACUUUAUCAUUUUUCUGAAAAUGCAAUAUGGCUAGAGGAAGAGUUUAAUGAGUCCAAUUCUUUUUUGAAUACAAUUUUAUUUAAUUCAUCCUUCUGCUCAUCAAAUAAGAAAUUAGGAUCAAAUUGUCAAAGAUUUAAAAUAUCAAAAAGUGAAAGAGGCUAUUAUAUUAAUGAAAGAUAUAGAAUACUACAUUCAAAGCCGUACCAGAUAGGAAAUCAUUUGAUAUACAUUAUAUCAAAUGAUUUACAAUUACCUGGUGAUUUUAUAUUAUCAAUUAAUCCAUUUUAUCGUUGUUCAACAUCAUUAAAAUUUUUACGAGAAUUAGAUUUAUUAGAAUUUGAUACUAAUAAAAAAGGAUACUCAGUGCUUUUACCAUGUUUUGAUGCCUGGGAUAAAUUUGAAUUAAAUUUCGACUAUAUAAAUGAUAAUAUCACAGCUCAGGAAUUAGUUAUGAAAAAUCUAAUAGUGAAUGAUCUGAUUUAUAGUGAUAGUAGGAAUGAAACGGUUUAUAAUUCUACAAAUAUUUUAGGAGAAGAUAUAUCCAUUAGUGUAUCAAAUUCUCCAAAGGAUUUGAAUAUAAAUCUAAACUUUUCAAGUUUUGAAAGAUCAAUCAAUGUGGAAAAAAAUAUGGAUAUAUUUUUUAACCAAGGGGUUAUUCAUCCUAUCGAUGACAUCUAUUUGCCCUCCUCGAUAGAAAUAUCAGUCAGAGAUUUGAUAAAAUUAACCAAGACCAGUGAGUUUAUUGAAUAUCUUGAUAAAUUUAAGGAAAAAAUUCCUAUGUUGAUUAACGGGACAUCAUUUUCGUUGCUAGUACCGACCUCAGCAAGCUUAGAAUUUAAUGGCAUCUUUGCAAAUUAUACUAAGUUAGAAGAUUUUUUAAAUCUGCAUAUAAUCAAUGGAAAUUCUACUCAGAACAUCUUGAAUUGUGAUGGUGAAAUUAGUACAUCAUAUGGUGUUAAUUUACUCUGCGAAAAGGUUUCACCAAAGGAUUAUAUUUUGAAAAUACAGAAUGAUGAUGAUAAUGUUAUUCGGAUCAUAAAGAAAGGAUGCUCAACUUCAGACAGCAACUCAUGUGUAUUUUUGGUCGAUCGUCCCAUCUCAUUGAGCCGGCUAAAUAGGAACAAAUACCAUUUAUCUCUUCCUGCCGUUGCAAUAGGCUUAGGGAUCGUUGUAGGCGUCUUCUUCAUAUUAUCGUUACUUGGCUGUAUAAUAGUUAUAGUUAUGGGCAAGAACAAUAGAGGACCGGAGAUUUAUAGUAAUGUACCUGAUGUUGAAGCAGAUGUUGAUGAACCAUUGUUAGGAAGGAACGAUUUAUCAAAUCUAGACAGUGCGAACCAUGGAACAAUUUCCAACAACCAUAAUACAGCUAAUGUAUCCCCCCCACCAAUUCAUAUAAUUCCACAAAGACAUAUGUAA